Gordionus sp. m RMFG-2023 is the source of this 1030-nucleotide messenger RNA. RefSeq names its product ubiquitin-conjugating enzyme E2 variant 2-like. Lineage: Eukaryota; Metazoa; Nematomorpha; Gordioida; Chordodea; Parachordodidae. Gene Ontology annotation, biological process: DNA damage tolerance; protein K63-linked ubiquitination. The coding region runs from base 97 to 528 and encodes 143 amino acids. The transcript is spliced from 4 exons. Gene Ontology annotation, cellular component: nucleus. The record is from RefSeq and is a predicted model, not a curated record.
GUUGAAAUUAAAAAAAUAAAAUAUUUAAAAAAAUAAAAAUUUUUCAAAAAUAUACAAUAACUAUGUUAAUUUAUUUUAGUUUAAAUCUGCUAUCCAAUGUCAAUUACAACAAAAGUUCCUAGAAAUUUUCGUUUGCUAGAAGAAUUAGAAAAUGCUGAAAAGGGAGUUGGAGAUGGCACUAUCAGCUGGGGCUUACAAAAAGAUGACGAUAUGUCACUAACACUAUGGAAUGGCAUGAUUAUUGGGCCUAUUAAAUCACCAUAUGAAAAUCGUACAUACUCGUUAAAAAUGACUUGUGGACCAAAUUAUCCUGAACAGCCUCCUGACGUUAAAUUUGUCACCAAAUUAAAUAUCAAAUCUCUUCAUGUAUUAACAAAUGGUGAGGUUGAUAAAAAUUCAUUACCAUGUUUACACAGAUGGCACAGGGAUUGCUCACUUAAAACAUUGUUGACGGAAAUUAAAAAAACAAUGAUGUCCAAAGAAAACUAUAAAUUGCCUCAGCCCCCAGAAGGUGCAACCUUUUCUUGAAUAUUUUUAUUAUUACUUUAUAAGAUAUAAACAUAUUUAUUUUUUUUAUUGCUUCGAAUCAUUUUACACUUUUAAAAAUUUUAUUAAAAAAAUAUGUAUUUUCUCUUGUUUCAUAUAAUACCAGUUCUCAAAUAAUGCAAUACAUUAUAUCAAAAAAUCAUGUUUUAAUUUAAAUUUAAAAUAUGGUAAUAAUUUAGGGGAUUAAUAUUCAAAUAAUAUUAUAUUAUUUACAAUAUUAUAACCAUUCAAUAACUAAUUUUUUAAAACCUAUCACCUAUCAAAAUAUUAGGAAUGUGACAUUCCAAAUUUUGUAUUAUAAAGCCCUUCACUCAACUCACCAACACCAUACAAAUGUUUUAAUGACUGUUUUAUAUAUACUAUUGUAUUAUACAUUCACAUUAAAAAUUGUACAAUAUUUACUCAUACAUGCUGAAGUGCACUGUUUAGUAUUAUACUAACAAAUUUGAUUGUGGAAAAAUAAUUAUUUGUAUUAAAUAAAAUU